This is a messenger RNA of Esox lucius (northern pike), 731 nucleotides long. Its product is annotated as putative ATP-dependent RNA helicase DHX57. Lineage: Eukaryota; Metazoa; Chordata; Actinopteri; Esociformes; Esocidae. The record is from RefSeq and is a predicted model, not a curated record.
GAUGUGCUUUGUGGUAUCGUAGGAGCAUUGCCAGUCCUGACAGAGGCAGUUCACAGAGCUGCUUUCUGACAUUGGCUUCGUCAAGGAGGGGCUGAAGGCCAGAGUCAUUGAAAGGAAUGGCCACCAAAGGGACCGACGGUGUCGUGGAGGGCUACCGGCCGCGAGGCCAACCUCAACUCUGACAACAUCAGGUUUAAUGUCCUGCAAUGCUCUGUGCUGCCCUCUAUCCCAAUGUAGUCCAGGUGAGAUCACCUCAUGAGAAGUUCAAGCAGACUAGUAAAGGAGCUGUGAAGAUGCAGCCCAAAGCAGACGAGCUGCGCUACAUGACGAAGAACGACGGCUGUGUCCACGUACACCCGUCCUCUGUCAACUACACAGUGCGCCACUACGACAGCCCCUACCUGGUCUAUCAUGAGAAGGUGAAGACGAGCCGUGUGUUCAUCCGGGAUUGCAGCAUGGUGUCCGUGUAUCCUCUCGUGCUGUUCGGAGGGGGACAGGUCAGCGUGGAGCUACAGAGGGGGGAGUUCGUCAUCUCCCUGGAUGACGGCUGGAUCCGAUUCGCCGCAGCGUCACAACCAGGUCAGCCAGUGGCGGAGCUGGUGAAGGAGUUGCGCUGGGAGCUGGAUCAGCUUCUGGAAGAUAAGAUCAGGAACCCCAGCAUAGAUCUGUGUACCUGCCCACGAGGAUCCCGAAUCAUCCACGUGAUCGUGAAGCUCAUUAGCACCCAGUAA